AUGUACUCAGUUUUAGGCUGCGCGCUGAUCCUUGCGGCACUUGCCAUUAUACUUUUUGCUCGGGGUCAAUUCCCAGGCCAGAGGGCUCCUGGCCUACCUCCAGGCCCUCCGUGCCUCCCCAUCAUUGGAAACAUCCACCAGAUUCCUAAGACUGGGGCUCAUCUCAAAUUUACUGAUUGGGCGUCGACUUAUGGUCCUAUAUUCUCACUCAAAUUGGGAACACAGACUGUGGUUGUUCUGAGCUCUCCUUACAUGAUCAAGCAGCUUGUCGACAAACAAUCAGCUGUCUAUAGUAAUCGACCCAAAUCAUACAUUGCUGACAAUCUCGUUUUCCACAAUGAUCAUCUAAUGUUCCUCAAUCCUGAUGCCAGAUGGCGACGCGGCAGGCGACUGUAUCAUCAAUUUUUCAAUGAAACUGUCUGUGACAAGAGUCACCAUCAUCUGCAAAAUGCCGAAGCUACUCAGCUCGUCCGAGAUCUCUGUAAUAGCCCGGAUGAUUUCAUAAGUCACUGCAAGAGAUUCCCAAACAGUGUCAUUAUGAGUCUGGUCACGGGUAUUCGGACACCAGAUGCAUCAGCGUCUCACAUGAACAGUCUCUAUACUGUUCUGGCUGGUAUUUCUGGGAUUUUUGAAAUGGGCGCCACUCCACCAGUGGACAUAUUCCCAUUCCUAACUUGGAUCCCAGAAUCAUUUUUCAAUUAUUGGAAAUCUCGGUCAGCCAAUCUUGCUCAAACAAUGGACUCUGUCUAUGGUCCGCUUGUUGACCGGGUUUUAUCUCGUCGAGCAAAGGCCGAGUGUACGAAAGGCGAGAGUUACUUGGACAUGAUAUUUGAUCAGCAAGAAAAGUUGCAAUUGACUCGGCAUGAAAUUGACCUCAUGCUUGGAAAUCUUCUGGAGGGUGGGUCUGAAACAACAUCUAUCACCACCAUUACUUUUAUUCAAGCUAUGGCCUUGUAUCCCGAGGCGCAAAAGGAAGCGCAAAAAGCAAUUGACGACGUGAUUGGCUCGGAGCGAACUCCUACAUGGGAAGACUUUUCGAGUCUACCAUAUGUAGUAAUGGUGGUCAAAGAGACCAUGCGUUGGCGGCCUGUGAUGCCAACUGCAUUUCCACACGCCACAAGUAAAGAGAGUACGAUUGACGGCAUGAAAAUUCCUGCAGGGUCCACAGUCAUGAUGAACGUAUGGAGUUUGCAUCACGAAAGCUGCCUUCAUGGUGAGCCAAACCAGUUCAACCCCUCAAGAUACAAAGGGCGUACUAGCCUGGCGCCAGUGUAUGCAUCUUCGCCUGAUUACGAAAACCGUGAUCACUACGGUUACGGCUCUGGGCGUCGCAUCUGCCCUGGAAUUCAUCUAGCAGAACGUGGACUCUUCUUGGCCUUUGCUAAGAUUCUGUGGGCGUUUGACAUCACCCCAAAACUGGACUCCAGUGGGCUUCCAAUUCCCAUUAACUGCGAUCCUGUCACCGGGUAUACCGAUGGGUUCUUACGGUGUGCUAAGCCCUACGCGGUUGAUAUCAAGCCACGGUCAGAGGAAAGACAAAAGACCAUUAUGACUGAGUUUGAACGAGCCGAGGCCGAGGUUUUUAGCAGAUACGAUACAUGA
Molecule: messenger RNA, 1602 nt
Organism: Aspergillus wentii DTO 134E9
Lineage: Eukaryota; Fungi; Ascomycota; Eurotiomycetes; Eurotiales; Aspergillaceae
Product: cytochrome P450
Exons: 5
Coding region: 1-1602 (533 amino acids)
Molecular function (GO): oxidoreductase activity, acting on paired donors, with incorporation or reduction of molecular oxygen; iron ion binding; monooxygenase activity
Source: RefSeq, a predicted model, not a curated record